AUGACCGUGCGUGAGACAGAGACGCCCCUGAUCAGCGUGCACUUCCCGAUGGAACCCGAGGAUAUGCAAAAAGUGCUUGGGGAAAGGCUGGAGCCGGACGUCUAUGACGGCAAAGCGUACAUCCAGGUAUCCCAGUUCUAUAUCUCCAAGCUGGAGAUGUUCGGGGUUGUGCCGAGCCUUAUGAGCAGUUGGUGCAUGCGCAUCUCUGCCUACGUGAAGCUAAAGAAUUCCCAACCCCCCGGCGAGAAGGGCUACGUGAUCCUCUCGGCAGAUUUCGACAGUUCGAUCAGCGGCACCAUCAUGACCAGUGGCUGCAAGAAGUCCCAGCUUGGGACCAUGUGCGGUACCAUCGCAGCAAACCAGACGGAGGAGAGGGACGGCAAGGUGUUCACUGUGGUGCAGGACAAGACACUCCUUUUGCGCCUCGCCGCAAAGCAGGUCCCUAUCUCCAACACGGCUUUCCUGGAGUGGGCCAACCAGCGGUAUGUGCGGUACCAGUUGAGCGAGGACAAGAAGGAGUUGCGCCGUGGCUUGCAGCCCGAAAACGAAAAGACCUUCGAGGGCAGCUACGAGUUGGAGCCCUUCGGCAUAAAGCCCUUCAUAUCCGCGGUCUUCCAGACUAAGUAUGCCGGGUAUGGCUGGGGCUACCUCGACAACAUCACCGACCCAUGCGAGAGGGGCCGCUGCGUCUUCUACGAGAAGGCCGUCUUUUUGGACGAAAACGCGGAAACCCUGUCCAUCGUCAGCAACACAGUCGCUGGCUUCCAGCCCCUGGCAUCAGGCACCCGAGGUGCCAAUGUAUGGGGCUCCGGCACCUACUUCGCGCGGGAUGCGAAGUACGUGGCCGAUGGGGGUUUCUGUGGACAGCCUGCUGCUGACGGAACCCGUCAGAUGUUGGUGUGUCUCCUGAUGACGGGAGUUCCUUGCUUGGGUGAUCCUGAUCACAAGGGAGUCCUACCUUUCCGGAACAAGCCUCAUCGCUACAACUGCUCUGUGGACAGCCUCUCCAGCCCCGAGAUCUUCAUCGUCCAGCACCCAGGUAGCGCUCUCCCAGCCUACCUCAUCACUUUUGCUUGA
Molecule: messenger RNA, 1077 nt
Organism: Symbiodinium sp. CCMP2592
Lineage: Eukaryota; Dinophyceae; Suessiales; Symbiodiniaceae
Source: the annotation of a GenBank genome assembly